AUGCCAAAGGCAGCUGCGAUUCUCAAAAAAGUGAUUAAUUUACCUAUUGGUGGAACAGGAUUGCCAUAUGUUGAUGCAAAAAAUGCCCAAGUUGUGGAAGUUAUUCCCAAGGAACAAGGCACUAGUGUGAGUCAGCCUUCCACGUCCAGAAGCAUUCAAGUUGUUAAUGACGAAGAAAAACAACCUAAAUUCACUUAUUCCAUAGGAUUAAUAUUCUCCUUGAUAGGAUGUGUCAUGGGAACAGGCAACGUCUGGCGUUUUCCUCGAAUAAUCGCUGUAACAAGUUCCAACACAGGAAGUCUAACAUUCCUCAUGGUUUGGGUUUGCUUCCUGUUUACUUGGUCAAUUCCGCUUAUCAUAACCGAGUAUAGUAUCGGUAGAUUUACUCGUGGUUCUCCAACUAUCGCCUUUCAACGGUUCAUGGGGAACAAGUUUAUUUGGAUAGGUUGCUGGGUUUCUGCUGUUACCUUCUUUAUCGGGGCCUACUUCUCCGUGGUUGUCGGUUGGUGUCUGUACUACAUUUAUGUGGCUUGUAAUGGUCAGGAACUACCAGCAACUGAACCAGAGAGUCGUUUAAUUUUCGAAAAUUUUACACACACAUAUUGGCCUCUGCUCUGUCACGCAAUUUGCCUUUUAAUUUGUGCACUUGCCAUCUUCAAAGGAGCAAAAGGAAUCGAAAUCGCAAAUGGACUCCUUGUUCCCAUGCAGGCCACUAUUAUUCUCAUUGUUUUCUUUUGGUCCCUGUCGCGAGAUUAUGCCGAUGUUGGAAUAAAAUUCAUGUUCACGGCUGACUGGUCAACCCUGCUUGAUCCAAAACUCUAUGUGGAAGCUGCUUGUCAGAAUGGUUUUGACACCGCUGCUGGAAUGGGUCUUCUGUCGGCCUAUGCUGCGUAUUUCAGUCGAAACACCGGCGCUGUUCGCUAUGGAGUCUUUUUGCCAUCGGUUAACAACCUGGCUAGCAUCAUCUGCGGUUUAACGAUUUUUUCCACUGUCUUUUCAACCCUCAUUCAAACAUCACCAACACUUACCAUCCCCCAAAUCGUAGCAAUUAUGAAAGAGACAGGACCCGGGAGUACUGGAUUAACCUUCACAUGGAUUCCAGUGCUUAUGUCCAAGCUGGGUUUAAUGGGGAGAAUUUUGUGUGCCCUGUUCUUCAUUUGCUUAUCCUCAGGUGGUCUCAGUUCAAUGAUUUCCUUUUUGGAACUAACCGUGAGAGUUAUUCAAGACUUUGGUGUGAGCAGACGUUGGGCAGCUAUUACAGCAUUGAUUCUUUCCUUCUUGGUUGGAGUUCCAUCUGCACUCAGCAUCGACAUUCUCUCAAACCAG
Rodentolepis nana is the source of this 1326-nucleotide messenger RNA. NCBI's taxonomy places the organism in Eukaryota, Metazoa, Platyhelminthes, Cestoda, Cyclophyllidea, Hymenolepididae. The record is from the annotation of a GenBank genome assembly.